GGGGGCGCUGCCGGAGCCCGCUCCGCCGGGCCAUGGCCAGCACCGGCUCCGCGCCCGGCGGCGCCGGCCCGGGCUCGGGCACGGCGCUGCCCACCCGCUUCCAGGAGACCGAGAAGCUGCUGUCGGCCACGGAGGGCCGGGAGGAGAAGGGCCUCCGCGGCUCCAAAUCCUUCACGGCAGCCUUGCCCGGCGAGACGGAGCGCAACGGGCACGGGCUCGGUUACAAGUCGGUGUCGGUCGGGCACCUGGAGGCGCCGCCGCUGUCGCCGUCCCGGCUGAGCCUGGGCAGAGCCUCGUCCACGGCCACCAGCACGGCGGCCCCGGAGCAGGGCCGCCCUCGGGACUACCUGGUGCUCGCCAUCUUCUCCUGCUUCUGCCCCGUCUGGCCCAUCAACAUCGUGGCUCUCGUCUUCUCCAUCAUGUCGAGGAACAGUGGCCAGCAAGGGGACACGGACGGCGCCCGGCGGCUGGGGCGCAUGGCCAGGCUGCUCAGCAUCGUCUCCAUCGUGCUGGGGACCAUCAUCAUCGUGCUCUACAUUUCACUCAGCGUCAGAGGUUCCUAGAAGAACGUUUCAGCAUGCAAAUACCUUGAAGAGGAGGAAGACAACUUUCCUUUUGGGGUUUUUACUUUCAGCCUUGCAACAAAACAAAAAAAAUUGUCAGAGUGUAGGUGGGCAGCCCUAGACAGGCUGCUCUGGAGCGCCGUCGGAGGGAACGCAUGCUUCGAUUCACCGCCUCUGGGGAAUGAGCCUGGCCGAGGGACGGGAUAAAAACCACCCUGGGGAGCAAUGGGAGAGGCCACUGAGGAGAGGAGAAAGGGGAAAUCCACUACCUCAUUCCCCUCCAGCAGAACUCACGGAGUGGGGAGACAACUAAAGUGCAAGAGGAGGAGAGAGUCUCCAGAAGGAAGCUGGCUUUGGAAGGAAACCACAAGGCGAGAACGGGACGUUUUUGAGGAGUCCUCCUGAGAAUUAUUUUGGCACAAGUCGCUGGAUUUUUGGGGGGUUGUUGGUUUUUAAAUCGCCGAAUUCUCUGUCUCUACAACAAAACAAAGCUCAAACUGCCAUCGGGAGCUGAGAGCUGUUCCACGGAGGAGGAGGGAGAGCAGAGCUGCAGCAGGAGCACGGCUCUGCUCCCGGCGAAACGCAGCCGCCAGAGCUGGAGGACGUGGUGGGUGCUUUUGUAUUUUUGAUGAAAAAAAAAAAAGAAAAAAAAAAAAAGAGAAAAAAAAGAGACAAUGACCAUUUGCAUGCCUUUGGGAAUGUUCUCCAUGUCUGUUCCUACGAGCUGUUUUAUCACUUAGGGCAGAUCUCAGAGCUGGCAGAGGAGGAUGUUGCUGCAUGAGUACCCCGGACUCCUCCUCACCCCCAUCCCGUGGUGGGCUUUUUAAAGGAAGGCAAAAUCAGGCAUUCCCUGUGCACCCAGAGGGAGGUUAACACCCCUGGCACUGAGACAAGAGCCUGGUUAAUGCCCAGCAGCAGCACCAGGGCACGGAGAGCCCCUUCUGCCCACUCACACCCCGAUGUCACGGCACGCAGAGGCUUCAGCGUGGUCCAGCCCCCACCACUGCCAGUGCUCAUCCCCCCGACCCUCUGGGGCUUCAGCUUAGGGCCUUCCAGGAGAUUUCCAGGGGCAUGGAGGAGUUUUAGGCUCCUGCUCCUCUCCUUGCACCCCUCACACGGCUCUUCUGCAGCUCUGAAAAUCCCCGGAGCUGCCUGGGGUGUCAGUUCUGCGAGUCGUCGUAUUGUUUUUUAAUGUUUUGUAUGUAACACAACAAGAAAACAGACUCUGCUCCUCCCGCUGUGUCUGUAGGUACCACAGGCCCUGCCAUGUCUUCCACAGCCCACAGAUCCCUCAGCCCAUCCCGUGGGACCCAAUCCCCUGGAGGCUCCAGCAGCCCCAGCCUUCUCCUCCCCACUCUGCCCUCAUUGCUGGGGGGACUCUCUGGGCUUGGCCCUCUACCCACCCUCCCAGACUAUGCAAAUCUCCACUGCCUGUUGUUUCAGCCAGGCUUUGUCACUUGUGGCCACGUCCAUUGGCUCCCUGAGUCUCUUUGAUCCAAACUUUGGGGACGCAGCACCAAGAGCUGCACUGCCCGACCUUUCUGUGCUCUCCAGCUGACACCCUGUGACCUGAAAGCAUGGACUGGCUGAGAAAUGCUGUCCUGCAGGGCACUUCUGCUCCCUGACCCCAAUCUCCUGAAAAACACCCCAAAUUUAGAGCAAAUUCAAUGCUUCCCAGGGCUUGUCUACAUGGAGAAUGCACCAAAAGAAACCUCACACCAUGGGAACUGCUUGGCACUGACUCCUGGGCUCUGAGUGGGCACAUGGCUUAGCCCAGGGUAGGGGUGGGGUGUAAAUCCACGCUGUAGUUACUCUGUAGUAACUAAUGUGCAAAGCCACGGGCAUCUCUGUGAAAAUUCUCCUGUCACCUUCUUGAUUGCUCCUCUUUCAAGUGGUUUUUUUUCUCUAGAUGUUUGAAUCCAGGGGGUGAGAGAGCCAAAUCCCCCAGACACUCUGUCAACGUUUUUCUCUCCCCCAGAGGGAUGCCAGGGGCUCACAGCAAUAGCACACCACUACAGCACUUUCUCAGGCUCCAUUCCCAUCCAGCCCUUUGCCAGCACUCCAUCACAGACUGCUGGCAGCUAAAAUGGACCAAAUCUGCAACUUUUCUUUUGCAAUUUAUCUUUUUUGUGAGUUCAGCAAACAGGGACUGCUGAGCAUUGCUGGGUGGGAGCUCCCUCCUCCAUCCUCUGUCCAGGAACUGCCUCUUUUCCUCCUGAGCCCUUCAGAAACCCUCCCUUGGAUGUUCAAACUUUCAUCUUAUGGCUACUGAAAUCCCAUCAAUUUCCCCAAAUGUUUCCCUCUUUAACUCUUGGACUCAAAAGCUGCUUGCUGGGGAGCACAUGGGGUUUUUUUGGAGCUACAUAAGGGCAGUGCUGCCUGUCCCUGAUUUCCUGCCCUUUGCUCUUGGAGCUGCUGGAAUUCAGCUGAUGGGAAGAGCCCAGGCUCCUCCUUGGGCAGGAAGGGCCUUUUUUCAGGGAAAAGUGCUGGAGGCAGUUCUAGGACUUGAGAGCACUGAGCGUUUAUUAAGUAAGGAUUUAAAUGCUCUUUUAUCAUUGUAUAAAGCCUUUCAUCUAAAGUGCUUCUCUGCAUCCAAAGGAUUAAACCCUGCCACCCCCCACGAGGUGGGUUCACAUUACUGCUCUAAUUGCAGGGAUGGCAAAUGCUCAGGCACUCCCAAACCAACCCCCUUUCCUUCCUCCUCCUUGAAGAUCCAUCUAUGAGCACAGAUUUCCUUGGAAUAUGGGGUUUUUGGGUUUUUUUUUUCCAGUGGGAUCUAAACAAACUGUGCCCCACUGUGGUUCCAGGUGGGAUUCCUGCAGCCAGAGGAGGAGGGGGCUUUGUGAGGCAGCUGCAGUGCUCCUGCCAGGAGAAGUCCCAGGCCAGGGCAGCACUGGGCAGUGGAGGCACCAGGAUUCCCCUGGAUGCAGGAGAAGGCAGAAGAUUUCCCCAAAAGCCCCAGGGUGAUGAUUUGUUUGUGCAUCCUGUCUCCUUGGAAGGCAUGGGUGAUGUUUUGCUUCUCACCUCACUAUUAAGUCUAACAAAAGAGAAGAACUAAGACACUUUAAUCCCUUUAAUUCUAAAAUCUUCCUGACUAGAUACAGUUGUACUGCACCCUUGAACUCAGAUUUUUUUUUUAUCUUAUCCUGCAUUUAAAUCCAGAGGAAAGCUUCUACAGUUAUCCCUGACAAAAUAUUUACUCUGCUUGUAACCUGCCUCUGCAGUGCUGGAGGAAUUAACUCUCCAGGGACACCCAGAGAGUCCCUUUCUCUCUCUGCUCCCCCACCAACUUCUCCACACAUUUUGCAGCCUGUUUUGCAAAGUUUUUGCCUCUUUGCUCUCCCCAUCCCCCACGGUUUUAUCCCCUCUGUGGCUCUUUUUGGGUGGAAUUUCCUGAUAUUUGUGAAGGAGGAGGCUGCAGAGCCCCCAGCCCUUGGCACACACUCUCCUGGGCAGGGUUACAGUGAGGGUGAUGAUGGCAGAACUUCACCCCGAGGCCACCAGGCACAGUCACCCCUUGAGAACGUCCCCCUUAAGGGAACUGUCCUUAUCUCAGCUUUCAGCACACGGCAGGGCAGCCACCAAAGCUGUGCCACGAGCCCUUUCCCCCCCAGCCCCACCCAGCAGCCCAGUUUCUCAUCCCCCAGCUCUUUGCCACCUGCUGCAGCCUCCUCUGAGCACACACAUCAGAAUUCUCCGUGUUUGCAGCUAAAACAGGCACAAAAUCCUGGCCAACCUCUCCCCCCUGGUGAAGGAAAGGUGAGGGCACCGUGACAAUCCAGCUCUACCUGCCAGGGAAGCUGAGCUGGUGGGAGGAGAGCUCUGAGGGGAUGGAGAAGGUGGGGAUGUCUCUAAAUGCAAGCUGGAGUGGGAGUUCCCAUCCACAAGUGUGUCAGGUCCUGGUGGGGUGGAAAUCCACGGGAAGGAUUCUCCCAGCAGAGCUGGGGCUGCUGGCACCUCCCUGGCACUGCUGUCCUGGAUUCUUUGCCAGGGUUUGGGGCAGAGCUGGGCUCUGGGGUGCCCCAGAAGGGCUGCUGGCUGCUGGAUUGAAGCUUCAAGCUGAACCAGCAGCAACCUUGGCUUGGUUUUGGAGCAGCCCUGGUGGGAUGCAGUGAGCCAGGGCCAGGGAAGGGUGGGGUCAGACCCCAAAGGGAUCUGAGCAGCACCAGGGGGAAGAAAUCCACCAAAGUUUGCUGUGUUCAGGAUGGGUUUGGUUUUCCUGUUCCAGUUCCCUGCUGUGUCCCUGCUCUGUGCUGGUUUUGGUGCCUCCAGAGCUCUCCUGGUCCCACAGCUUCUCCUCCCUCCCCGUGUCCCUCCUUUCUCCAGGACAGCUCUGGCUGUGCUGAGAUCUCAGCUCGGGGCUCAGGCAGCUCUGAGCCAGCCCCAGCCCCACACAGAAUUCUCCAUGUAGACAGAGGGAGCAGCUCCUGCCUGUUCUGGGAAAUGGAAUCCCCGUUUCUGCUCACCUGAGCCCCGGGAGGCUGCAGGAGGCACCCCCAGGCUGGGCUCACCCUGUCCCUUUGUCACAAACCACAGCCAGGGCUGCCCUUUCAGCUGAAAUUAUCCCCAUUUAAGCUCGUUUUCCUUUCCUUGCCUUUAAUUUUGGCAAAAACCAGUCAGGUUUGGACUGAAAAACUCCCCUGCUUGGGCACAGUCCGAGGGGGGCGGGGGGACAGGAGCCUUUUCAAAGUGGGAAUAUUUGUAAAGCAUUUGCUGACACCAGUAGGUAGCAAAAUUCCAACCUAUAAAUACCCAUCCAGGAUAAGAAACGUCAGAAAGGGAGCGUGUGCAGGAUUCACCAAGGCAGCCCUGCUGCCACCUGGGAGCCCUUGGAAGGUGCCAGGAUUUGAUCCUUGGCAUGGAAGUGCAGGGUCCAUCCCCCCACUGGGAGAGCCACAGCUCACACACAGCAUGAACACACCAGGAAUUGCAGCUGGGUGCUUCUCUUUGCUGACAAAUGUUUCUUUUUCUGCAGGAUGGUAUGGUAUAUCUUAUAUACUUUCUUUGUAUUUCUUGGCAUGAGAAAAAAAAAAUUAAAAUGUAACAUGCAUGGUCAAAGCUGAA
Molecule: messenger RNA, 5627 nt
Organism: Passer montanus (Eurasian tree sparrow)
Lineage: Eukaryota; Metazoa; Chordata; Aves; Passeriformes; Passeridae
Gene: TRARG1
Product: trafficking regulator of GLUT4 (SLC2A4) 1
Exons: 3
Coding region: 33-563 (176 amino acids)
Cellular component (GO): membrane
Source: RefSeq, a predicted model, not a curated record